Molecule: messenger RNA, 1292 nt
Organism: Nematolebias whitei (Rio pearlfish)
Lineage: Eukaryota; Metazoa; Chordata; Actinopteri; Cyprinodontiformes; Rivulidae
Gene: rhov
Product: ras homolog family member V
Exons: 3
Coding region: 128-838 (236 amino acids)
Biological process (GO): small GTPase-mediated signal transduction
Molecular function (GO): GTPase activity; GTP binding
Source: RefSeq, a predicted model, not a curated record
UCAGACAGUCAGAGCAGCAAUGUGAGAGGCAGACACACGAGCUCGCAAUCUCUGGAUCACACUCUUGACUGUCAGGGGGGGAGAGAGGAAAGCAGGAGGGAGAGAGGUUCUUGACUCCCUGCUCGACAUGCCACCUCACAUGGAUUACUUUUACCACGAGUCCCGAGUCCCUUCAGCUUGCGGGCUUACCAGGGAGGACGAGCUGGAUCCAGAUGUGAUCAGCUGCAUGCUGGUGGGGGACGGAGAGGUCGGGAAGACCAGCAUGUUAGUCAGCUACAUCUCCAACGGAUACCCAGCGGAAUACCAGCAGACUGGAUUUGAUGUCUUCUCAGGUCAGGUCCAAGUUGAAGGAUCUCCAGUCAAAGUUCAGCUGGUGGACACUGCUGGACAGGAAGAGUUCGAUGAGUUCAGAGCGCUGUCCUACACCCACACAGAUGUGUUCCUCCUGUGCUUCAGCGUGGUCGACCCUACUUCGUUCCGCAACAUCACAACCAAGUGGGUUCCUGAGAUCCGAGCCCACAACCCGUCCUCGCCCAUCAUUCUGGUUGGGACUCAGUCGGACCUGCUGCUGGACGUGAACGUCCUCAUCAACCUGGACAGAAGCAACGUCAAGCCGGUCCAGAGCUCUCGAGCUCGGGCCAUGGCAGACAAGAUCAGGGCCGCGGACUACAUCGAGUGCUCGUCGCUCACUCAGAAGAACUUGAAGGAGGCGUUUGACGCAGCCAUCUUCGCCGCCAUCAAGAACAAAGCGCGCAAGAGCAAGAAGAGGAGGUUUUCAGACAGGCGCACGAAGGCUUUCUCAAGGUGCAGCUGGAAGAAGUUCUUCUGCUUCAUCUGAACUGCUUCCGUCGAUGGACAAAUUAUUUAUUUAUUUAGAAGCGUUGCGUUCACUGUCAUCACAUCUCAAAUCUGGGACACGCUUUGGUCUUAAAUGUCAAAUAUGGAGAGGGGAAAAACAUGCGGAAGAGGAUCCUGCUCUGAAGCAGGAUUCAAACCCUCUCUGAUGCGUAUGCAGAUUGUUCCAGGUGAACAGGAAGACAGAAUUUGCACACGCUGUCUCGUGUUUUCACCACCAGGAAACAAAAAUGCAAUGAGUUGAGGCUUCAAAGGGACAUGACUGCAUGGUUUGCAGUAGCCAAUAUGUAAAAACAGUGAAUUUGCAUGUUGUGCUUUGUCCCGGACUGCAGCCGUCGUAAACAGUGGUUGCAGUUUUAAAGGCCAGGAGGCAACAGAAAGGACUGUGUGUCCGUGCAAACAGGUGUUGUUUUCGCUUUUCCCUGUACCUAUUUAUA